AUGGUAGCCAUCCAAUCAUCUGUUCAUGACUUUCACCUCUUCGAACAGCUAAUAACAGCCUUUGGCUACGGUGCCCUAGCUGUCCUACUCUACAAACUAAUCAACCUUUUCUACACCGUAAUCUACGUACACAGCAUAGCCGACCCUCUGGACCUAAAAAGAAUGGCCGGAGCCAAAUGGGCUCUCGUCACCGGCUCAACCGACGGAAUUGGCAAAGGCUACGCCCUCGAACUAGCGAGACGUGGCUUCAAAACCAUUCUUGUAGCCAGAAACCCACAAAAGCUAGCUGCUGUCGCCGACGAAAUCCGAACCGAAACUGGAGCCGAGGUCAAGACUGUCUCUUUCGACUUCACCGCCACCUCCUUGGCCGACUAUGAAGCCAACUUGUUCGGCCCAAUCCAAGGCCUACCGAUCGGAGUGCUGGUGAAUAACGUUGGCUUGUCACAUCACUUCCCCGACGAAUUCACGGAAAUGCACGGUGACGCUGAGAGACACAGAGACGUGCUGAAUGUGAACACUCUGCCAGUUACUAUGCUCUGUCAUCGUAUCUUGAAGCAGAUGAAAGCCAGACGAUCGGGAGUUGUGGUCAACUUGAGCUCGUCGAUCUGCUAUGCUAAUGCUGCCUACUGGGGUGUGUACUCGGCUUCUAAGGUGAGAUUCGGCUUUGAUAUGAUUGUUAUGGGUUUGACUUUGUUAAUUUAAAAAAAAACACCCCCUAAAAGCAAACCAAAUUAUCCCUGCCUUUUUUCAGAGAUACGUAGUACAACUAACCACAAUCCUGCGCAAAGAGUACGCCAAGUACGGUGUUACCGUACAAUGCGUGUCGCCCAUGAUGGUAUCGACCAAGAUGAGCCGAGUCAGAAAACCAUCAUUGUUUGUACCAAGUGUCGACGCCUACACCAAACAAGCGGUCGACUCAAUUGGUCAUAUCAACGAAACUACUGGAUAUCAAGCUCAUGAGCUUCAGAAUUACUUCUUCUUCCGCUUCAUGCCAGAGUUUUUCUUUGAUUUGUACUGGGAUAAUGUUUCGACUAGCGUUAGGGAUAUGGCUAUUGCGAAGAAGUUGUCUAUUCAAUAG
Molecule: messenger RNA, 1078 nt
Organism: Bursaphelenchus okinawaensis
Lineage: Eukaryota; Metazoa; Nematoda; Chromadorea; Rhabditida; Aphelenchoididae
Source: the annotation of a GenBank genome assembly